CGGGCAGUGACGUCACCGUCUCCCGUGCUGUGGUCAGGGAUGAGGACAAUGUAGAGAUCCCGGAGUGACUCAUCUCCCCGCUCACCCUGCGGACAUCUCCACCGACUGACAGCGGAGCGCCGUGCCAUGCUUGUUCAGCUCAUUAAGAGAUGCAGCUGCUAAAAUAACCUCUGAAGGAUCUGGCAGAAGACGAGCAACGGAGAAUGCGGAAUAAGCUUUGCCUCUGCGGCUUGAUUGCUGUUGUCUGUUUGCUGAGCCAUGUCUGCAGCCAGGCCACUGAGUCUCCAGAAUUCUACCGGAACCUAACAUGUCUGACACACGAUCUAGAGACCAUAUAUUGUGACUGGCAAACUCCGGACUAUGCUCCAUCUCCAGUACUUUAUGAGGUUUGUUCAUGGUCUUCAGAAGGAGAGAGAUGUUAUGACUCCAAAAGUGAUAGUCUGCAGGUUGAAUUUCUAAUGUUUUCCUCCGUGCAAGUAAGGAUCAAAGCAAAAAAUAUCCCGGGACAACCCUUCAUCACUUUUCAAAAGUCCAUAGAAGACAUCCCUUACGUUCCGUACACACCGCAGAUCCACUCCUUGGUUGGUGAUUAUAGGUCUGACUCCCUGUUUGUGGUAUGGACGGUAAAUGACACCGGCUUUCUGAACGAUGUGAAGAUAGACUGGGAGGUCAACGUGUUACGGGGUCCAAACCUUCAGCUAGUUAAAAAUGAAACAUUCACGGUACACUGGAAUGAAAGCAAGACUAGGUUCCAUUGGAAUUGGACUUCAGACUUUCCUUUGAACUGCACAUCGCACUCUGUAAGGAUCCGAUGCUUCGUCCAUGAUGAUGCCUACUAUGGAAAGAUCCAGCAUAGUAAAUGGAGUGCCAUAAAAACGAUAGAAGGUGACACCAGCAUAGAUGAUUCCAUGUUUCCUGUCGAUAAGGUGCUUCUCGUCGGCUCCAACAUGACCGUCUGCUGUAAAAUAACAGAUGAGGCAGACAUCGUAGAUUCAAUCCAAUUUAAUGGUACUAACUAUCCUGCAAUCCAGCUUGGCAGCAGCAAUGUUGGUGGUGUUCGGCUCUUCAACAUGAACAAGUCAGAGUCUAGUGGGGACAACAUCGUCUGUAACACCAAUGCGGGCGACUACAUGGCUGGAACUGUAGUUUUCGUAGGAUACCCUCCGGUUGAACCACAAAACCUUAGCUGUGAAGCACCUGAUCUCAGUAUAAUCAACUGUACAUGGAAAACGGGCAGACCCACUGGAUUGUAUGGAGAGCGUGGUACAAAAUACUCAUUAUAUGAACGCUUCUCAGGAAUUAACCUGACAUGUUCGGGGUACACUGGAGAUCAGGAAGAUUACAACUGCAGCAUGGACGUGAAAAAGGGGCAAGACUUAUAUGAGUUUCUGCUUCUUGGUACAAAUCCCCUGGGAGCAGCAAACACUUCCCUGGGCUUUAAUGUCAGAGAAAGGAUUUGUCCAUUUCCAGCGGAGACAGUCGGGAUCCGUGACCUCAGCCCAACUGAUGUGUCCCUUUCAUGGUCUUUACCUGGCACUUAUACUUCCAUUAAUCUCCUAUGUGAGACUGAAAUCAGGAAAACACAUGGACAGGUGGAAAAGCGUAACAUUACAUUGAAAGGAGCAGACAAUACAUUCUACACUUAUCAUCUAAACAACCUGCAUCCAUUCACCAACUAUUAUUUUCGCGUUCGAUGUUCAUCAUAUGAUCAUUUCUGGAAAUGGAGCAACUGGACCAAAGAAAAGAAUCACAAGACUUUGGCAGCAGCACCUUCAAGAAAGCUGGAUAUCUGGGCAGAACGGACACACUCCCCGGAAAGCUGUUCUAUAGCAGUCUAUUGGAAGCAUUUACGGCCUUAUGAAGCCAAUGGAGAAGUGACCUCCUAUAACAUAGAGUGGAAGCCUCUCCACAGUAACGAGAAGUUCCAGCAUGUCCGACUGUCUGGGGAGUCCAACAGAACCCAGAUAAGCCUUCCUGCUGGAGAUAACGGGGAUUAUGAAAUAAUUGUAACUGCCCUCAAUUCAGCUGGAUCAUCACCACCUUCAAGUAUGACCACUGUCCAACUGCCCAGUGAUGUUGAGGUGGAGAAGGCAGUUGGAGACAGCAGUGGCAUUAACAUCACUUGGAGUCCGGAUUCCAACUUCAGCUGUGGUCACAUUGUGACAUGGGUUCCGUCCUUUCAUCUUCAAAGGGCAGACCUGCAGUGGAAGAGGUUUUCAUCACAUGUGACAAGUGCUUUCAUCCACACAGAACAAAUGCAGGCUGGUGUCCAGCACAACGUAUCACUCUAUGGCUGCAGAGAGAACAGGUUUCAGCUAUUGAGAAGCCUCAUCGGAUACACAGAGGAGCUAUCUCCCAAAGCGGCACCAAAUUUUACUGUCCAGGAUACAACAUCAAAAUCUAUACUGGUGAAGUGGGAUCCUAUUCCAGAAGAUGACCUACGCGGGUUUUUGCAGGGUUAUCUGGUCUACGUAGUGAAAAAUCAGAGCGAUUCCUACUUUGCCAAGUUCAAAGAUCUGGUUCGUCACUCUGAGACAAAAAUGAAAAAUAUCACAGACCCAGCUGUAAGGAGAUUGGAAAUUGAAGAUCUACAAAGUGGAACAAAUUACCAAUUGGGUCUGCAGGCCUAUACUAGAGGGGGGCAAGGCCCAAUCAGAUCAUUCAGUGUUGUAACCAAUGACAAUGCUGUCGGUUUAAUCCUCGCCAUUCUCAUCCCAAUUGUAGUCGCUGUUGUACUUGGUAUCGUCACAAUGGCCAUAUGUUACCACAAAAGAGAGUGGAUCAAAGAAACCUUCUACCCAGAUAUUCCAAACCCUGAAAACAGCAAAGCGCUGCAGUUUGAGAAGAACGUCAGCGAGGGAACCAAAACUAUUAAAACGCUGGAGAUGAACCCAUGUACUCCUAACAGUGUUGAGGUGGUCGAGUCCUUUUAUACUGUUCCAAAAAUCCUGGACACGGAACUCAAUUCUCCAAUGUCUGAAAGUAGUCAGCUUCCAGAAGAUGGUUCAGAGGCUCCCGAUGAUGACCACAUUGUUGUUUCUUAUUGUCAACCCACCGUUCAUGGAGAUACAUCUAAUCCAGUGCUAGAUGAGUCAGCCACUCCUUCCCAGGUGGUGUAUAUAGAUGUUCAGUCAAUGUACCAACCGCAGGCCAACUCAGAAGAAGACCUGCAAAGAGACUUUUUGGAUAGCAGUGGUUACAAGCCACAAAUGCAGCUACCUAUAAGCUCUGUGACCAUGGACAACCAGUCACCUGCAGAAGAUGCCCUAGUGGAAUCUGCAGGUUAUAGACCUCAGGGACAUCCUAAUACCUGGGCUGCAGAUUCACCAGGUUCACCUACAUCCAUGGGAAGUGAAAAUGCUUCUUUUGGAAGCCCUUGCUCUGUUAACUCCAGACAUUUCUUAAUCCCACCAGUGGACAACAAAGACUCCCUCAAACCAACUCAUAUAGGAUGGUCGAUAUCUUCCCUCUUUCAGAACAAACAGGAUGAUUGAACAAAAAUUUGAAGAACUUAUCUGCUGUGAAUCACCUAGUGUGACCUCAAUCCAUCCAGUUGUUCAGGAAAAGGCCUCCCAGCCUGUUGAGUGUUUGUUACAGACAUUGCAAUGAAAGGUGGAUUGCGGGAAAUAAAACAGGUAUCUUUUUGAUGGUAUCUGUUGACGUGGGAGUUGGAUGUUUCUCUGCACCUAACUUUCAUCUUGAAACAGAUGGAAAAUUGGCAUCAUUUAAAUUUGAAUCCUCUUAAAUAUACGGAAAUACAACAUUGCUGGUAUCCUAGUCUAAGAGGCGAGAGACUUUCUGUUUCUACGCAAAGUUUGCUAAAAACCAGAUGCAUCUUGCACAAUCCAAAAAAAGUCUUUGUUGUAAACAGUAGCUAGAAAGAUGGCAUUUUAAAGAAAAUGUGAAUUUACUGGUAUUUUGCCUAUAAAUGCAAUGGUAUCUCAAA
Molecule: messenger RNA, 3946 nt
Organism: Rana temporaria (common frog)
Lineage: Eukaryota; Metazoa; Chordata; Amphibia; Anura; Ranidae
Gene: LIFR
Product: LIF receptor subunit alpha
Exons: 20
Coding region: 204-3494 (1096 amino acids)
Biological process (GO): cytokine-mediated signaling pathway; positive regulation of cell population proliferation
Cellular component (GO): external side of plasma membrane; signaling receptor complex
Molecular function (GO): cytokine binding; ciliary neurotrophic factor receptor binding; leukemia inhibitory factor receptor activity
Source: RefSeq, a predicted model, not a curated record